UCAAAAGCCAAGAAGGAUCAGGAAGGUGGAGAGGAAAAGAAAUCUGUGCAAAAGAAAAAAGUAAAAGAGUUAAAGGUGUUGGAUUCAAAGACAGCGCAGAAUCUCUCAAUUUUUCUGGGUUCCUUCCGCAUGCCCUAUCAAGAGAUUAAGAAUGUCAUCCUGGAGGUGAAUGAGGCUGUUCUGACCGAGUCUAUGAUCCAGAACCUCAUUAAGCAGAUGCCAGAGCCGGAGCAGUUAAAAAUGCUUUCCGAACUGAAGGACGAAUAUGAUGACCUGGCAGAGUCAGAGCAGUUUGGCGUGGUGAUGGGCACUGUGCCCCGCCUGCGGCCUCGCCUCAACGCCAUCCUCUUCAAGCUGCAGUUCAGUGAGCAAGUGGAGAACAUCAAGCCUGAGAUUGUUGCCGUGACCGCCGCGUGUGAGGAGUUGCGAAAGAGCGAGAACUUCUCCAGCCUUCUGGAGAUUACGUUGCUUGUCGGCAACUAUAUGAAUGCUGGUUCCAGGAACGCGGGGGCUUUCGGCUUCAAUAUCAGCUUCCUCUGUAAGCUUCGGGACACCAAGUCUACGGAUCAGAAGAUGACGUUGUUGCACUUCUUGGCUGAGUUGUGUGAGACUGAGCAUCCCGACGUCCUUAAGUUUCCAGAUGAGCUUGCCCACGUGGAGAAAGCCAGCCGAGUUUCUGCUGAAAACUUACAAAAGAAUCUAGAUCAGAUGAAGAAACAGGUUUCUGACGUGGAACGUGACGUUCAGAAUUUCCCAGCUGCCACAGAUGAGAAAGACAAGUUUGUUGAAAAAAUGACCAGCUUCGUGAAGGAUGCACAGGAGCAGUACAACAAGCUGCGGAUGAUGCAUUCUAACAUGGAGGCGCUCUAUAAGGAGCUGGGCGAGUACUUCCUCUUUGACCCCAAGAAGGUGACUGUGGAAGAAUUCUUCAUGGAUCUGAACAACUUUAAGAAUAUGUUUGUGCAAGCAGUCAAGGAGAACCAGAAGCGGCGGGAGACAGAGGAAAAGAUGCGGCGAGCAAAACUAGCCAAGGAGAAGGCAGAGAAGGAGCGUCUGGAGAAGCAGCAGAAGAGAGAGCAGCUCAUAGACAUGAACGCAGAAGGCGAUGAAACAGGUGUGAUGGACAGUCUUCUAGAAGCCCUGCAGUCAGGCGCAGCAUUCCGACGGAAGAGAGGACCCCGUCAAGCCAACAGGAAGGCUGGGUGUGCAGUCACCUCUCUGCUGGCCUCGGAGCUGACUAAGGAUGAUGCCAUGACUACUAUCCCUGCCAAGGUGCCCAAGAGCAGUGACGGAGUCCCCACGAUCCUGGAGGAAGCCAUGGAGCUGGUUGGCCGUGCCAGCUAAUCUGGGUCCUGUGGCCGAGGCAGCUCCUCCGUGGAGCCCCAGACCAUCCUGCCCUGCAGCCUGUGCCUGAAGGAUUGUGGAAAUUCCCCGUGGGGUGGCCGCUCCCAUCACCCGACCCUGUCUUCCUCUCUGGCCUGCUGCUCUCUGUACAUGACACUCGGCUUCAGCUGCCUGGAGGCCAGAAGGAAGGGGCAGUGUGGGGGAGGUCUGAGCCCAACCCAGCCGGCCCUGGCUGUCGCAUUACCAAAGCAGGCUCCGUGUUUGCUGCUGCCUUAACCCCAAGUGUCUCCCCUCUGUUACGUGGAGGCCUGUCUCAGACAAGGCCUGCCUGCUCUCUCGGUCCCUGGCUUUCCAGUGGGCUUCCUGUAGGUCAGCUUUGCUGAGUUUGUGCUUUUCUUUUGUGGUUUUUCUGGCCCUGAGAACAGCAUGGGGCUUGUGAACUUCUGGGCUGUAUCCCGCCUUUCAAUGCUGUCACCUCUCCACCCUUUCUUCUCCUGGCAGUUAUUUAUUACUAGCGGUGUGGCAUGGGGAACGGCUCCUGAGGAAGUGGGGGGCAAAUCCCACUCUUACUCCACCUUCCCGAGAAAGGCCUCCCACACACAGGGGACCACUUUUAUCCAUUCCACUGUGGCCUUGGCCAGAGCGUGCGGGCGGCAGGCAGGGCACAGAGACCCCAUGGGGUCUGCCCGGCCUGCUGCCCUGCUUCGGGCCCUUGCCUCUCUGGACCCUCUGCACCAGCCCCCGGCUCCUGAGCCGUGGUCCCUCCCCGUGCCCUCCCCAGAGCUCGGUGCAUCUCAUCUGGAGUAUGGGCUGCAUUGUGACCCUCCCGUCACCUCACCCUCUGUCUCCAAGAAAAUGGGAGGUGGAGCCUCCUGGCUGAGAAAUUGUUUUGCAAAUGGAUCUAUUUUUGUAUGAGAUUUUUUUUAAAAGAAAAAUAAAUCUUUUCCCUCUUUUCCUCCAUAAUAUAAGAGGCUUCGAUGGCAGGUUCCAGAGUCUCGGGGGCUACUCCCCUCAGGCCUCAGUCCUGCCCGGGCCCUGGGACCUGCACCUCAGCCGUCGCACCUCGGGCCCGUGUGCAUUCUCUGCCAGCAUCCGGUUGUGGCACAGGAGGAAGCUCUUCUCUGGUUGAGUUGAACCAGGCCUAAGGGUAGUGGGAGCUCUGAGACCACAGAGGUUUUUAUAAAUUUAAUAUAUUUAUCAAGCCAAAUGUGCAGAUGCUAACUGGACACUCUGGGGGGUGGGCACAGGAGUGCCCCACACUUGGCAGCCCUGUGCCCUUCUGAAACAGUGGCCCGGCCACACUGUUCGGUGGCCCCAGCAGCAGGAAGCUCAGACUCUGGCUCAGGUGACACUGUGCCCUCCCUGUGCUGCUUGCAUCUUCCCACUGCCAGGCAGGGAGAGAGGAAAGCACUGUUGGGACUCAGCCCAGAACCAUGGCUGUUAGCAUACGGGAGUCCUUAGGGAGACCGAGGGCACUUGCAGGAAGCCCAGCGGCCAGGAAGAAGGGCUCCAGUUGCCAGGCCUGUGUGGGGGGCGGGGGGGGGGCAGCAGCUUCUUGGAGCUGUUCCCGGGAAGACUGGUGCGAGGGCCUGCCGCUCCCUGGGUCCUCUCCUUCUCCCUGCUGACAUCUGGGGCUUUGACCCUUUCUUUUUUAAUCUACUUUUGCUAAGAUGCAUUUAAUAAAAUAAAUAAAUACGGGACAAAAUGCAAACCUGUUUCCCUCACCUCUUGGGCUUCUGGGAUGUCAUCACCUCCAGUUUGUUGGGUUUGUUUCCAACUGUUAAUAAAGCAUUGAAACUAC
Artibeus jamaicensis (Jamaican fruit-eating bat) is the source of this 3145-nucleotide messenger RNA. RefSeq names its product protein diaphanous homolog 1. Gene Ontology annotation, molecular function: actin binding; microtubule binding. Gene Ontology annotation, biological process: actin filament polymerization. Bases 130 to 1344 code for a protein of 404 amino acids. Gene Ontology annotation, cellular component: actin filament; cytoplasm. The transcript is spliced from 11 exons. Lineage: Eukaryota; Metazoa; Chordata; Mammalia; Chiroptera; Phyllostomidae. The record is from RefSeq and is a predicted model, not a curated record.